AUGGCUUUUAAUUUCUGCAUGCCAGUGUUAAGACACACCAGGCCCACAGCAGUACUCUUCCGAAAGCAGUCCACUGAGUCUCCCACGCCUGAGGAAAGUAAACCCACAGUGCGUCGCCCUGAUAGUGAGUUGUGGAGGACAACCCAACAAGACUUUGGGGCAUACGUGGCUGAAUGUCUGCCUAAGUACGUCCAGAAGGCCCAGGUUGCACUGGGGGAGCUGGAGAUACUGAUUCACCCGGAGGGGGUCAUACCUGUACUCAGCUUCCUCAAGGAUCAUCACAAUGGCCAGUUCGUUAACCUGUCAGACAUUGCUGGAAUGGACGUCCCUUCUAGACAGUAUAGAUUUGAGAUCAUAUAUAAUCUGCUUUCCCUGAGAUACAACAGCCGAAUAAGAGUCAAAACCUACACAGAUGAGUUAACUCCCCUUGACUCUGCGUGCUCUGUGUUUGCAGCUGCUGACUGGUAUGAGAGAGAGAUCUGGGACAUGUACGGUGUAUUUUUUGCCAACCACCCUGAUCUGCGGAGGAUUCUGACUGACUAUGGUUUUGAGGGACACCCGCAAAGAAGAGAUUUCCCUUUAAGUGGUUAUGUUGAGGUGCGCUAUGAUGAUGAGGUGAAGCGUGUUGUUGUUGAGCCUAUAGAGCUGACGCAGGAGUUUAGGAAGUUUGAGUACAGUUCCCCAUGGGAGAUGUUCCCGUCAUUCCGCGAGUCCGAGACACAACCGGCGCAACAGGUGCAGUCUGGCACAGAAAACCAACCUCCACCCGAGAAAAAGUGAUUUUCGACUACAUUAGCUAAUUGUGUAUGUCAGGGUUCUCACUGGUCCUACAACUUCUUGAAUUUGGAUGAAAGCUUAAAAAGUCCUUAGAAAAGUCCAUGAAGUACAGUUCCUUUAAAGUACAAUAUCAGAAUGCAUUAUGUUUGAAUGGGCCAAUAAAUUAACUACCAGAAACGAACGUUAAUCUCCUUAUGAAGAUUUUGAAGGUUUGCGCUUGAACUGUAUGGUCCUAGAAAGUCCUGUGAAAUCUAGGAUAUGAUAUCUUUGAAAAGCCCUUGAUAAACUAGUGGGAACCAUGGUAUAUGGUUUUGAACAAGUGUGCUGGUACUAAGUUUGACAUUAACCAAACCUGGAAUACAGUCGAUAUCUGCCGAACUUGUCAACCCAUUCAGACAAGUUAAUAGUAUUUCUUUCUCUGACGUAUUGGAGCCGGAGUAGGUGUAUUGGGUUGUGUUUGUGUGACAGAUGGACUAACUUCCUUACUCCAGUGACGUUUUAACAUCACUUAAAGCAAACAUUAUCGUUGUGCUUUUAGAAGAGUGCUACUACAAUGUACAUAUUAUUGUUAUUAGAUCUAGGUAGAGCUCAUAUAAUAAAACAAGUCAAGAUUUGCCACA
Liolophura sinensis is the source of this 1397-nucleotide messenger RNA. RefSeq names its product NADH dehydrogenase [ubiquinone] iron-sulfur protein 3, mitochondrial-like. The transcript is spliced from 5 exons. The coding region runs from base 1 to 780 and encodes 259 amino acids. The record is from RefSeq and is a predicted model, not a curated record. Gene Ontology annotation, cellular component: respiratory chain complex I. Gene Ontology annotation, molecular function: NADH dehydrogenase (ubiquinone) activity. Lineage: Eukaryota; Metazoa; Mollusca; Polyplacophora; Chitonida; Chitonidae.